Coregonus sp. 'balchen' is the source of this 2565-nucleotide messenger RNA. The record is from the annotation of a GenBank genome assembly. Lineage: Eukaryota; Metazoa; Chordata; Actinopteri; Salmoniformes; Salmonidae.
AUGCCGGAGGUCUGUGAUUGGCUGCAGUUGACAGCGGCACGCGGUAACCGUGGCGAUGUGGGUCAAAGCAGGAAGUAUAACUUGCUGUUGACCAAUCCUGCAGAUCACAAACACACAUAACCAAAGCAAAAGGUGAGCCAGAAGACAGAGAGAGGAGAGGGCACUGCAUGUUUGAACGUUUGAAAGUAUUCAAAUCUAAUGAAACAACCUUCAAAUCUGUACAUUUAGAUUUUCACAUCAACAAAUAACCUUCAAUUCAUUACAUUUUCAUCUCUUAUCCAGAUUAAAAUAACCAAUAUACAUAAAAUAAUCUGUAGUCUGAAAAUAUAUACAUUUUAGGUGUUUGGCGAACCCACUACAAUUACCCCGCAACCAGGGUCGCGACCCCGACUUUGAAUACUUUGGUGUAAAGUAACAUGAUGUCCUGAAGCUGUCGUAGAAUGAUUUGACUGUUUGUAUGAUUUACUGAGUGUGCCUUUUUGUUGGUCAUCACCAGUCUCUGAGGCAGUGCUGUGAGGAGACCCUCUCUCUGCUCCUGGAUGGACGGUUGGAGGUGACAGACUGGGGCAGAGGGAGGGUCCACAAGAGCCGAGCUGCACUCAGGAAUGAGGAGAAGCAGUCACCAAGAUCAACAGGACUACCCUGGACAGAACCGAGCAGAACAGAGUCCAGAAACAUGGAACCACACUCAAGCCUGAAGCACAGGGCCCAGCUACAGUGAGGGCUACACAGAGAGGCACGGACCGAACACUCAAAGUGACUCAACCUCACCGCAGAGAAAAUUACACUAAUGAAAAAGAGCCCCGAGGCAAAGUGAGAGAAAGAGACUGGGUGAACCACAACGAGGCAGAGGACAAGAGGCAGAGCGGUUAAACUGGAGACAUCCAGGAGAGAGGGGUGAAGAGCUGCGGACACGAGGGACAGACACAGCACCGUAAGUCUCCAACCAAGAGGAAAAAGCCUCUGUCUCAGACUCAGCUCAAGCGGCUGGCUGUCACUCAGGCUAACAGCCAAGACAGGAGAGCAGACUGUGAUGGUAGGGUGGGCCACUGCGAGUGCGCUGAGACUGUAGCUCUGCUAGAGGGCGCUGCGGCUGGACCCAGUGACAGGAUGCCGCCCACUCCGCGGACAGACGAGGCGGUAUGGGCGGCGGCAGCGUUGGGCUUCCUCCUGGUGCUGCUGGUACUGUCCGUGUUGCACACGCGCCUCUACCGCCAGUGGCGCACAACGCCCAGCAUGUACUGGCAUGACCCCAAGCAGGACUACGACAGGGUGGCAGGUGGGUUCAGGUGGCCCAUGUUGACUCCAACGCUUCCCACAGUUGUGUCAAGUUGUCUGGAUGUCAUUUGGGUGGUGGACCAUUUUUGAUACACACAGGAAACUGUUGAGUGUGAAAAACCCAGCAGUUCUUGACACAAACCGGUGCGCCUGGGACUUACUACCAUACCCCGUUCAAAUGCACUUAAAUCUUUUGUCUUGCCCGUUCACCCUCUGAAUGGCACACAUACACAAUCCAUGUCUCAAUUGUCUCAAGCCUAAAAAAUCCCUCUUUAACCUGUCUCCUCCCCUUCAUCUACACUGAUUGAAGUGGAUUUAACAAGUGACAUCAAUAAGGGAUCAUAGCUUUCACCUGGAUUCACCUGGUCAGUCUGUCAUGGAAAGAGCAGGUGUUCUUAAUGUUUUGUACACUCAGUGUAUCUCUCAAUGAUUGGCUGUCAAUAGAAACUUUAGGGCUCCCUUGGGCCCUGGUCAAAAGUAGUGCAGUACAUAGGGAAUAGUGUGCCAUUUGGGAUGCUUGCAUUGAAAUGGUAAAUGUCUGUCCCUAACCGGCUUCAGCGUGUCCAACAUCACGUCCUCGGACCAUUAGUGUGUUUGCGUAUCAAGUAGUGCGCUACUUUUUAAUAUAUAAUCUCUCGUGGAAAAUGAUGCGUGUAAACGGAGAGAAUCUGUCGGGACUGAAUGGGAUGUGUAGGACAACGAGCAGCAGUAGUUCUGGUGUUUGGUUUCUCAUCACUGGUUAUUUGUACAAAUCCCGAUUUCGCAGGUGUUCGCAUCUUUCAUACUUUGGAAUGAGGGAACAUUCGGCCCGUAACAUGAGAAGAGAGGGAUCCGCUCUUUCUAGCAUCUCUUCUCUUAACACGUAUGGACCCAGAAUUUAAUCGAGCAUCUGACUAAUUACGUGACACUUUAGUUCUGGGUUAACCGAGAUUAUGGCCCAUAGGGCUCUGGUCAAAGUAGUGCACUAUAAAAGGAAUAGGGUACCAUUUGGGACACACAGUAUGCCAUUACUAUGUAAUGAGCUGUGAUUAAAUGUUAAAGACUUCAGACAUAAAACUAACAACCUGUGAAAUCAUUCACACCAAGAGGACCGUUACAUGUGUGACUACAUGAACCAGAGAGAGAAAGUGAGAGACUGUAGUUUGUACAGCUUACCCAGAACGGUGCUUUGAUACAGCCUUUGGCUUACCUCCUGAUGGAGGUUUCAAUCUCGAACUAAACAAAAAAUACAAAUUUAAGACAAUUCACUAGUUUUUUAGUUUUUUAUUAGAAAUGUACAGCUUAUGA